AUGGGAUGUAGCCUUUCAAAUCGCAGCCAGUCCAGGGGAGCUAACAUUCAUGUUCGCACCAGUGACCCCAGCCAGGCUAACCAAAAAAACUUCCCAUUUCCAGACUGGCUUCAGGCUUUAGGCAAGCCCGCCAUUGAAGGGCGCGUCCCUGAUCUCCCCAGGUCCCCUCCUUCCCCGUCUCUCUUGUCUGAGACUGUGUGGCCUCUACCUCAGGGCAAUCUACAAUUUCAAUUCGUCCUUUUCCCCUCCCUCACCAAAAGCUUCUUCGGCGAUAAGCUGAGACUGUUCGCCACCACUUGCCGAGCUUUGUCCCGGCCAUCCCAACUUUCUUCUCACGUCAACCGUCGCCAAACUUUCACCUCUUGCAAAAAAUCCUCCUCGCUGCACCCAAAGGUUAUCAUCGCCGUCAAGAUGACUGGCCGCCGUGGUCGCCCUUCUCUUGCUCAGAAGGAGAGUAUGGCCUCCACUCGAAGCAACUCCCCUGACCCUCUCUCGGUUGCUGGUACCGGCCGUCUCACUAGAUCUGCAUCGAGCCGUAACCUUGCAGCUGCGGCUCAACCUGUGACUUCGGCUACUUCGACUGCCAAGAGAGGUCGAGGUCGACCCAGCAGAGCCUCCCUGGCCAAUGACUCUGCUUCCUCAACUGCAUCUGCGUCUGCUGCUGCAUCUGCCGACCUCACUUCUGCCAGUGAAGCCUCCACCCCUGCUACCAGCAAUGUUGCUACACCUGCUCCCUCCGUCUCUGGGUCUGGCUAUGUCCCUCUUGUCCUGCCUGCCGCUUUGAGAAACCCCAGGAUUGAAGGAUCUCAGUCUGCAUCCAAGAUCGAGGUUCAUCUUCCCACUUCUGCUGGACUCAACGAGCGUGCUCUGCGUCACAGCCAGUAUUCCAUGCAGCCAGCCAAGCGCAAGGUUGGCGGUGGUUACUACGACGACGAUGAUGAAGAGGAUGAGGAGCCAUCUGAUAACGACCGCGAUGCUCUGGUUGCUCGCCGCCUCCAGAAGGAAGAGAACAAGAAAUCGACUGCCUCCACCAGCCUGUCCGAUGCCGCCCUCGCUCGACAUCUCCAGGAAGAGGAGUACGAGAUGGAUGAGUCUGAUGUCCCCCUUGCCACUGGUCGCAGCCGUCGUGCGACUGCUAUCGCUGCUAAGGCCACGGUAAAGGACAGCGACGCCGACUCCGAAGACGUUCCGCUUGUUUCUCGAUCCAAGCUUGGUGGUCGGGGCCGAGGUAGACCCCCCAAGAAGCAAAAGGUUGUGGUCCCUGAGUCGGAUAACGAGGAUGGAUUCGCAGAUUCGACGGACGACGAGCUCAGCGAUCUCUCGGACAACUUUUCUGAACUUGAGGAUGAUGAUAGCAACAAGAUUCCCAAGAAAGCAAAGGCAAAGGGCAAGGCUAAGCAGCCAGUCAGACGGACUAGAGCUUCCGCUUCGACACUGCCUCCAGCCUCUGAGGGGCUCCCUGAAGACGAUGACGAUGCUUUGUCGAGCCUCGAUAGCGGCGACUUUGACAGCUCGGAAUCUGACGAGGCCGAUAGUGACGGCGGUCUUCAGAGCGCCGUGGCCGCACAGUCCCGGGGUCGCCGCGCCUAUCAACGCGGCUCCAAGCGCCGCGGCAUGCUUGAACGCGCCAGGUUGGAGAACAACCAUCCUGAGCUUCUCACCAUGUGGCAGGACUUGGAGGCGUCUCCCGCCCUCAGGCCCGACAAGAUUGCUCAGCCGCUGCAGAUCUCGCGUCAGCUCAAGCCCUUCCAGCUCGAGGGCGUCUCUUGGAUGAUUGAGAUGGAAAAGACCGACUACAAAGGCGGCCUGUUGGGUGACGAGAUGGGUCUCGGCAAGACCAUCCAGGCGGUAUCCCUCAUCAUGUCCGACUACCCCCAGAAGAAGCCCUCCCUCGUCUUGGUCCCUCCCGUUGCUCUGAUGCAGUGGAAGAGCGAGAUUGAAUCCUACACGGACGGCACCCUCAAGGUCUUUGUCUACCACGGUACUAUGAAGAACGCCAAGAACAUGACCCUGAAGGAGCUCAAGAAGUACAAUGUCAUCAUGAUGUCGUACAAUAGUCUGGAGUCCAUGUACCGGAAGCAGGAGAAAGGCUUUACCCGCGCAGACGGCGUACACAAGGAGAAGAGCUUGAUCCACCAGGUUGACUUCCACCGCAUCAUCCUCGACGAGGCCCAUAGCAUCAAGACCCGUACUACCAUGACGGCGAAGGCUUGCUUUGCUCUGAAGACCUCGUACCGAUGGUGCCUUACCGGAACUCCGCUUCAGAACCGCAUUGGCGAGUUCUUCUCCUUGAUCCGCUUCCUUCAAGUUGCGCCUUUCGCAUCGUACUUGUGCAAGCAGUGCCCCUGUGCCGGCCUGGAUUGGAACCUCGACGACGAUCACCGUUGCCACUCGUGCGGACACGCCGGCAUGCAGCACGUGUCCGUAUUCAACCAGGAGCUCCUCAACCCCAUUCAGAAGUUUGGCAACUUUGGACCGGGCCGCGAAGCCUUUCAGAAGCUCCGCUUGAUGACCGAUCGCAUUAUGCUUCGUCGCCUAAAGAAGGACCACACCAACUCCAUGGAACUCCCCGUCAAGGAGAUCUACGUUGAUCGCCAGUUCUUUGGUGAGGCGGAGAAUGAUUUCGCCAACAGCAUCAUGACCAACGGCCAGCGCAAGUUCGAGACGUACGUCGCCCAGGGUGUCUUGCUCAACAACUACGCCAACAUUUUUGGUCUCAUCAUGCAGAUGCGCCAGGUGGCCGAUCACCCCGAUCUGAUCCUUCGCAAGCAUGGAGAGGGCGGGCAGAACACACUCAUGUGUGGCGUUUGCGAUGAGCCGGCCGAGGAUGCCAUCAGGAGCCGCUGCAAGCACGACUUUUGCCGCGCGUGUGCUAGAAGCUACCUGUUGUCUUCUGCUGAGCCUGACUGCCCCCGCUGCCACAUUGCGCUGGCCAUCGACUUGGAGCAGCCCGAGAUUGAGCAGAAUGAGGCUGAUGUCAAGAAGUCUUCGAUUAUCAAUCGAAUCAAGAUGGAAGAAUGGACUUCUUCCUCCAAGAUUGAGCUUCUCGUCCACGAGCUUCACAAGCUCCGAUCAGACAAUGCUUCGCACAAGUCAAUUAUCUUUUCACAGUUCUCAUCCAUGCUGCAGCUCAUCGAGUGGCGUCUUCGCCGCGCCGGUAUCACCACCGUCAUGCUUGACGGCAGCAUGAGCCCCGCGCAGCGCCAGGCGUCCAUCGACCACUUCAUGACCAAGACGGAGUGCGAGUGCUUCCUCGUCUCUCUCAAGGCCGGUGGAGUCGCGCUCAACCUCACCGAGGCGUCUCGCGUCUUCAUCGUUGACCCUUGGUGGAACCCUGCCGCCGAGUGGCAGUCUGCCGAUCGUUGCCACCGCAUUGGUCAAACCCGCCCCUGCACCAUUACCCGUCUCUGCAUCGAGGACUCGGUCGAGAGCCGCAUGGUGCUGAUUCAGGAGAAGAAGACCAACAUGAUCAACUCCACCGUCAACGCGGACGACAAGGCCAUGGAGUCUCUGAGCCCCGAGGAUAUGCAAUUCCUGGCAGACGGAAAGGACAAGGACAUUGGGACUGUAGUACCCAGCCCCCAUCAUCGGAGUCGGGCGUGCGUCGUUCUCUUCUUCCUACACCCCUUUUCGAUUUGCAAAUAUGGCGUGGUUCACGGAUGGAACACCUUCUGGGUGGUUCUUUGUUUCUCCGUCUGGACAAUAGAUUCAGAAAUUAGGUAUCAGCAAAUAUUGAUCGCAAUGCUAGUGACUAUGAGGAGCCAUAUAGUGCCGUAUAAUCAACUGGCCGGUCAGCAAUGUCAGCACCCAUGGGCCCACGAUCCGCAAACUCCGCACGUGGGCGCUGGGUUACGUAGGGGCCUUGUGUACCAGGGUACGGAGUAUUGGAAAUCCCGGAAAGAUACUCCCAAUGGUUAUUCAAUCCCCACAGGCUUCAGGUGA
Molecule: messenger RNA, 3942 nt
Organism: Colletotrichum lupini
Lineage: Eukaryota; Fungi; Ascomycota; Sordariomycetes; Glomerellales; Glomerellaceae
Product: SNF2 family domain-containing protein
Exons: 10
Coding region: 1-3942 (1313 amino acids)
Molecular function (GO): DNA binding; ATP binding; metal ion binding
Source: RefSeq, a predicted model, not a curated record